AUGCAGUGCAACAUUCUGCCCAACUCCGGUCCAAUGCCGCCUCAGCACGCCUUUGCCAACCAAUCGGCCUUUGUCGGCGUCACCACGUUCGAGGGGCGGCUGGUCAAUGUGUUCACCACCCAGAUCGAGGUCGUGCCGGGCCUGAGCACCCGGGCCAACCUCCUCCAGGACGUGGCCACCCUGCUCCCAGUCCGGUUCAACAUGGAGGGCGUCCCGCCCUACGACCUGCUCGGCCCCAACGAGAUGACCUUCCUCACCUUCGCCGAGGUGUCGGCCCUCCCCGCCGACGUGCCGCUCUUCAACCCGCCCAAGGCCUGCCUCAACGCUCGCCCCGUGCUGGGCUUCGGCAGCCUCGCCAGCCUAAAUCACCGUCCCCUCCGCCGCUGA
Messenger RNA from Acanthamoeba castellanii str. Neff, 387 nucleotides. RefSeq lists its product as uncharacterized. NCBI's taxonomy places the organism in Eukaryota, Discosea, Longamoebia, Acanthamoebidae. Bases 1 to 387 code for a protein of 128 amino acids. The transcript has a single exon. The record is from RefSeq and is a predicted model, not a curated record.